Molecule: messenger RNA, 1095 nt
Organism: Clarias gariepinus (North African catfish)
Lineage: Eukaryota; Metazoa; Chordata; Actinopteri; Siluriformes; Clariidae
Gene: tmem220
Product: transmembrane protein 220
Exons: 6
Coding region: 291-794 (167 amino acids)
Source: RefSeq, a predicted model, not a curated record
GUUUCUCCCUGGGAAUAAAAAAAAAAACUGCUCGAAAAUGAUCCUUAAAUCUCGAUGAUUUGGACGUUAUUAAAAGUCAUGAAAAUCUGGAAUAAAGCGGAUAAAUCUGCUGCUUUGUUACAGAGGAGUGUGUUUAUUUCUGUGCGCUGGAGUUUCGGGUCUAUUCGAGUCUUUACGGUAACAGUCUCAGGGUCAGGGACUUCAGUCUGCGCGUGUUGACGGUCUGACAGUUAGAUCAGAUCAUCCUAAAGUCUUUUAUAUGUUUGUGUUUAUCUUAUGGAUUUUGUGAAAUGGCGAAUAAGAAGAUUGUGCAGUUUAAUCUGACUUUAUGGAGAAUUUGUAACUUUAUAAUGUCGGGGUUUUUCUCUUUAGCAGCUUAUGUACAGAUAAACGACCCGGAUGCUGGCCUGUGGAUGGUGGGCUACUCGAUUCCUGCAGGCCUGUGCUUUUUAAUUAGCUAUCAGCCACAAAUAACAGAAACCCUGGCAUGGAGGAGAGUCGCUGAUCUACACGUGAUGAUGGCGACAACGUUUGGCGCUUUGCUGGGCUGGAGUCUGUAUAAACACGGGGUCACACACAUCUUCCACCAGGAGGAGGGCAGGGAGUUUAGUGGCCUGAUGCUGAUGGUGAUGUGGCUGCUCAUGUGUCGGCACUCAGGACGCGGUGGUGUUGGAGCUCUAAGGCUGUGCACCGCCGUGGCCAUUACUGCAUUCCCCAUCAUCGCAUGGCUUUAUUACUACAUCCAUAAGGAGCUGAGAGCCGACUGGCCGUCACACUGCACCACCGCGCUGUAACACGUCUGCACUGAUUCACACACACUGUGUCACUGAGUCAAGCGUGUUUCAGUCCAUAAUCAACUGUAUGAGUGAAGCUGUGAAGGAAAUAAAUGGCCAAAACACAGUACUGCUGCUGAUUAUACAGUAUAUUUACUUUUUUUAUGGUAUACAUAUAAUAUAAAAAAGUAUGUGCCAAAGAAGUUACUUCUGAAGUUUAUGCAACAUGGAAGUGAUUAAUCUUGCUUCCCUAAAAAUCUUUUUAAAAAUUGCUAACUCUAACCGUUUUGGAGAGAUGAAUUUAUAUGUGCCUCAAAAACGG